Octopus bimaculoides (California two-spot octopus) is the source of this 12061-nucleotide messenger RNA. RefSeq names its product coiled-coil domain-containing protein CG32809. Lineage: Eukaryota; Metazoa; Mollusca; Cephalopoda; Octopoda; Octopodidae. The record is from RefSeq and is a predicted model, not a curated record. Gene Ontology annotation, cellular component: cytoplasm.
AAAUGAGUUAUUAUUGUUCUAGUUUACACAAAAUCAGCCCUGACUGAGAUAUAUAAUAAAAGACAUGCUUGUCUUUUUGUCUAUUUGGAACCUCAUUGUCCACAGUGUCCCCCACUUUUUAAAGACAGCUGCAUAUAAUUUAAGGGAGAAUUGACUGAUAUUUUUAGUGACUACAUAGUCCACCUUGUUGACUCAUUAUAACUAUAGUUGUUUUAUUGGUGAUAGUGGCAAAGGAGGAUUAAGCAGGAAUGCUAUUAAAUAGCUAAAUUUUAUCAAAAUUGAUAAGGAAAUAGAUAUAAUAUUUAGGUUAAGUUUAUAGACUUUGACAGCAGUAUUUGUUUUGUUGAAUCUCUUUCCUAAUAUUAGUUAUCUUGAGUCUAUUCUAUACAGGUCAUAUAUUCAGAUUUUUUACUCUGACACUUCUUCACUAUUUAUAACUAUUUUACUGUGUCAUUUAAACUUAUAGCAUAUACUUCAGGAUACAAUGUUCAAGAUGAACCAAAGUGGAAGUCACAAAGUGACCAUAUGACUGGCUUGAAAUAGUAGUCAAAUUUCUCUUAAUUUAUGCACUACUGCCUUAACAUAAAAAAAUACAUUGAAUAAUGUUGUCUCAGAUUCACUGUUCUUGCAAAGAAGUGGUAGAAAAGAACAGAAAGCCUUUGUUCAUAAGUUUGUUUGAACAGAGCUGAACUGGGGGCUAAACCACAACGUUGAAGUUUAACCUAUUAUAUAUAAUGUUCAGCAAAUCUUUGUUUUAAUAUCUACAUAAUACACCACUUGUAAUUGCUCCACAUCAAAGAGAUCAAAGACGGCGUGCCACUAUAGUGACUUAUAACUCAAACUUAAACCAGUCUGUAGAGUAUGAUGACAAUGGUACCAUGUCUGAUAUAGAGACAUCAUCUCCUGGAAACAUUCAAAGAGGUCAAUAUUUAAGAUCAAGCCUUCCUAUCAUUCGCUCCUCAUCAAGUACAUUUGAGCGGCCAUUAGGGUUAGUUUUUUUGGUCUAUAAAGAUGAAACUAAAAAAGCCUCCUUACCAAAUGAAAUCACAACAUUGGAUACUGUCCGGGCUCUCUUUGUACGGUCAUUUGCUGACAAACUCACAAUGGAGUUUAUGGAAUCCCCAAGAAACAAGAUUUAUAUUGUUGAUCCACGAACGAAUAUAUAUUAUCAACUCGAAGAUUUGAGAGAUAUCAAAGACCGGACAGUACUGAAGAUUCAUGAAUGUGACAGUGAUCAGCCUCAGGUCAUCAAACCACUUCCAGAAAUCCGGGGCAAGACCAUAGUAUCUUCAGUGCAGUCACAAUCAAACACUCACCCAGUAAAUGUACAUAUACCUUCCAGCUGUCAUCCAAAGAAUAUGACAAAAUCCAAGAGCUUACCUCCACAAAAUUCUUUAGCCUACCAACAACUAGCAAAUGAAAGCCAAAGUCUUCGGAUAGUUGACCGUCCUCAGUCUACAACACCUGGUAUGGAUGUUAUGAGAGGGCAAUCAGGUAUUGUUCCUCGUCAUAUGGCUAACCUACGAUUUUCUCCUGAGCGUCAAACCACACCAGAUCGAGCAUCUUUACUUGGAACUAUUCCUGAAAAUAGCCAACUCUCUCGUGGUCGGGGUACUCUCAAUGGUUAUUCUGCUGAAGUUUAUCCUGCAGCAACAUAUAAUUCAGGAUACUGGCCUACAGAUCAGCCAUAUUCACAUCCUACUUACCAUCGAAUCUAUCCUUAUACAUCACUUGGUCCAUUGAGCCAAAUGCCUUCUACUGGAACUGAACAGCCUAUAAGUUAUGUGCAAUACACUGGAGGGUCUAUCAACCAGCCUCAUGCACAACCACCUUAUCUGUCAAAAAAUACCCGGUCACACCCUAUGGCUUCUCAACAGCGCCCUCCACCACAUAUAAACCCUAUUGAAACACGAGAUGGUUGUAAAAUAGCACCUCCUAAUUGGUCUUUACCUUACUCUGCUGUACCUUCAGUUCCUUCAAACUUACCACCAGCCCUGGAAGGUACACCAGUUUGCAAGCUACAGCGCUCUCAAAGUUAUCGAGCUAACCCUGAAAGAGAGCCAGUCACUGAAAGGAUACGCAGUAUGACACCACAACCACCUCAAGAUCCAGAAACUAAGGUUCGAAUGGAACGGAUGGAGGCCCAACUAGCAAAUCUGACUGCUUGGGUCCACAAUACUGUAAUUCCCUCAAGAUCUCAUCACACCAAUGGCAGGACAAGCAGCAUGCGCAGUAAUUGCAGUACAGUAUCAGACAGUACAUGUACUGGUUCCACAGCUAGUAAGAAUUUUGUCAGUUACCCUUCAGGUCUAUCAGACAUCCCUGGUGCUGCUCAAAGUGGUUACCCAGCAGCAGCAGCAACACAUUCUCAGAAACCUACUCGCAGCAAAUAUACCAACCAGCCACCAGUAAUUGGACCGAAUACUCGUGUACGUAUGAUCCUUGUAAAGCGCAGGGUUGAAGAACUGAAGGCUGAUCUUAAAAACUUACAGCUCUUACAUCGGAAAAAUACAGAAACUGGGCAGACAUUGAUGGCUGAAUCGGCUAAAAAAAUUUUGAAUGUUUUGAGUAGAAUUUCGUUUACGGUCAGUCUACACCCCAUUCGAAAAGAGCGGCAUGAUGUGGAUGCAAAUUACACAGAGUUUGUCCGUGAAGAAAAGAGGAUAGACCAAGAACUUUGUAAACUCGAAGAUUCUGUUGAAGAAGUACGCACUGAUGUAAUCUCAAAGCACUGUCGUGUAAACUCAACUGACGUUGAAAAGAUGGCACUAACUCUAAGUCAACUAUCAAAAGCUAUUGCAGAGCAAAAAACCCAGUUUCCACAGCUGCAGGACAAAAUGAAAAAGAUUAUGUCUGAAGAAAUGGAUAUAAUUAUCCAAGAAGAGAAAUUUCUCAAAGAUCAGCCUGAACGACUGGAGUCAGCUUUGCGACGUUGCAAGAAGCUAACAGGCACACUGUUCACUCUGAAAAGGUUAGCCUCAGUCCAACAACACAACAGAUGCUUGAGUCCAACACCUCUGAGUCAGAAGGCCCCAAUAACAGCUUUGAGUCCAUCGCUAUUGCCUCAAAACCCAAUGAAGGUGGUCAACAAUGAUAAGCCAGGAACUAUACAAAUAAUUUUAAAUUAUCCAAAAGUUAGUUCUGGCCAACAACAACAUGAGAAUGAACAGAAACUAUCCCACAGUACAUCUCAUAACAGUGCUGAUACUUCUAGCGGUAGUAGUGGCAAUAGUGUGUACAGUUUGACUUGCAAUGAUGAUCAGAUUACUCCUAGAUCUGGGGAAUGUACAUAUUUACCAAGCACUACACCAAAACAAAAUGUAGGCAGUGAAACACAAGAAAACCAAACGACUCCUUCCAAAAUUGGGAACAAUUUUCGUUCUUCGUCACAGACAUCCUCCAACCAACUCCAAAUCAAUUCUGUUAAAUCUGAUUUCACCGACUGUGUAUCUAUUAAUCCAACUACAGAGGUGUCUUAUAUGAAACCAGUGUCAGCUCCAGAGAAAACUAGCAAGAUGGCAAUAAUAUCCGAGUCUACUUCCCCAAACAAAGAAUUGUUUUCAGGAAAAUCAACAGAAAAUUCAAAGGAAUCUUCAGCAGAUUUAAUCAACAAAAUACAUUCAGCUCGUGCUGAUUUCUUUAGUUCAAUGCUAACUUCUGAAAACUCAAUAACUCUGAAUAAAAAUAAUUCUUCUAGUCCUACAACAAAAAUGGAUUACACAGUCCAUUUCACGUCUCCAAAACCAACAUUCACCAUUGCUAAUUGCAUUCAGUCCACUGCCAAAAAUAGCCCCAAACCAAUCACACCAACAGCAACAGCAGUUGCUGAGUUAUGGCCUAAAGAUCCUCCACCAAUUUCAAAGAAACCUUCCCACUUGUGGAAAGUAAGACCUUCAUCAUAUAAUUUUGAUGGCACCAAUGUUGCAGUUUGUUCUGGCUCAUCUUCAAAUUCAGUUAUUAGUUUACCAUAUUUCAGUAAUAGCUCCAAAUCUUUACCAACCCCACCCUCCAAUAAUAAAAGUGAUUUGAAAUACUGUGAAACGAAAACUGCAAUUUGUUCAAAGAAAAGCCCACCACCACCACCACCCCCUCGUAAAAGCAGCAAAAAUUCAUAUGAAGUGAAACCAGCUCCUACUAGUAGCACCCCUCAAGUAGUACACUACACUCUUACCCAGCAUUGUAAUCCUUCAAUGAGCUCUUCUUUUUCUAUAAAUACAUCUCUUCAACACGACAACAAACAUCCCAAAAAUAAUGCUAGAGACAAUUCUCCAUCAAGAGAAAGUGCUUGUAGCUCAGGAAGCUCAGCUUCCAGUGACUCACAGCAUAGUGUUGUCAGAGUAUCUCUACACACACAACAGAAUGGUAAUGGUUUCAAUAAAAAAAAUAAACCCAGCCCUCCCCAACGAAAAAGUAGUCAGUUGAGUCACUUGCCAGCCUCAACACAUUCACCAUCAUUAAGCAGACCUGCUUGUUGGGAACAACCUGUAUUCAAUGGCGUCAAAGGUUUAUCAAUGAAUACUAAGAGAGAUUUACAAGAAACUGCAAUAGACUAAGAAUCCAUUACAGUAAAUGGUCAGGACUAGCUUACUGCAAACUUAUCUUCAAAAAGAAAUAACAAAAUAAGUCUAAAUUGUUGAAAACAGAAAACUGUGAUGUUUUUGGAAUUUUCGGUUUUUCUUUCUUUUUUUAUUUUAUUUUUUUUCAUAAUGAUAUAUUAACAUUUUUUAAAGUAUAACAUUUUAUAACCUAAUGAAUGUUGUGAAAAGAUAUUUCCUUCUACACCUCCUAAUGUUGAUUAUUUUCCUGUUUUAUAAGUAAACUAAGGGUAUCAUUCUACUUGGAAAUUUAAUGAAGGUUUUUCUAUUUUUUAUUAGAUUUGUACAUAUGAGUAUAAAACUCUUUCCUCAUUUAUUGAAUUCAAAACUGUUUCCAUCUUGAAUUUUUUUUCAACUGUUUUUUUCUAAUUAUAUCUCAUGUCUAAUGUUGCACUCCCUCCCACCAAAUGAAGGUUUUCAAUUCCAAUAUCUUGUUCAGCAUCUAAUGCUAAUUCCUUCCUUCACAGAUUUCCUUGACUUGUUCAAUAUCUUUCAAAUUCCAACUUAUAUAAAUAACUUUUCAACAUAAUUCCACAAAAACAAAGUGAUUUAUUUAUUGUAAUACAGAACCAAAAUAAAAUGAUAAAAUUAUAUCUUAAUCUUUAAUUUUAAUCUAAUGUUAAAUACUUAAUUGCUAAAAUGAAUGAAAGUUUUACAGUCAAUUCUGAAAUAACAAUGAAGAGUUUCUUUUAUUAUGUCUUAGCAAAAUUAAUAUUAGUAUUUAAGAAUAUAUGUUAAUAUAAUGUUCAACUGCUGGAUUAAUUAGCUUGAAUUAGUUUAUCAGUAAAUUUGAGAGUAUACUUAUCAAAAGUUAUUAAUAUUAAAAUAAGUGUGUGUGUGUGUGUGUGUGUGUGUGUGUGUGUGUGUGUGCGCGCGUGCAUGCGUGCGUGCGUGCAUGUGUGUGUGCAAGAUAGAUAGAGUACAGAUAGAAAAUCAUUUGAUAAAACUCAGUGGUCAUGCCAGAUAACAUUUAAAGAACAACUCUAUUUCCAUCUGUAUUUAUUCUAUUACUUAUUACUACCAAAGCACAUAAAAAAUGAUUCAGUAGUGAUAGGGAUUCUGUUGACAGUAUAUAGAUAUAUCAUAUACAUUUAAAAUUAAUUCAAUAUUCAAAACUAAAUUUUAUUCAUUUUUUAAUGAAAAUAAGUUUUAUACAUUUUAUAAAUAAUAAUGAUUUUUUUUUCUAAUUUUUGGUAGAAGGGCAGUAAUUUUGAGGGAAGGAGAAAGUCAAUUACAUUAACACCAGUGAUCAACUGGUAAUUAUUUUAUCAAUUCCAAAAGGACGAAAGGCAAAUCAGCCUCAGCAGCAUUUGAAUACAGAACUUAAAGCUGGAUGAAAUGCUAACAACUCUGCCAGUUCACCACCUUAUUAAUUAAAAUGCUGAUGAAUUAGAAAACAUAAGUUCUACAUAGUUGUUUUUCAGUUUUAUUUUAUUUUAAAAUUUAUUCUAUAAAAACAUGCAAGAUAGCAUUCUUGACUAUCUAAUCCAGACAAGUUACUUGUAAAAACCCUUGUAUAAAUGUAUGUAUAUAGAAUAUGUUUGGGAGAGGUCCUAAAUUCUUCAUUCUAUUUACUUCUGAAGGAACUUAAGAAAAAACUUAAAUUAGGUUUAAACAUAAUAAAAGAUAGUCUAGAAAAGGCAAUCUCUAAAUUAUUUGCAAGAUACCCAGGAUUGAAAUUGAAAGGGUGCUACCAUACAAUAAUGUUUUAAUUACUCUUUUUUGAUCUUCAGUCUGUUGACGGUCAAUUAUACUGGGUUUCAAAAGCAUCUGCUGUAUCUACUGAAAAAGAUUUAUAACAAACAAAUUUAGACUAAAAUUCUUAGUCUUAAUAUUAAAAAAAAGGAACAGAUAGUAAACCAACAAAAACAGUAGUGAGUGAUGAAAUACUUUGCAGUGCUUAGUUUCAUCCUACAACAUUUUAAUUUCAUAUUUCACUAUGAUCAACUUUGCCUGUUACUUCUGUGAUUGAUAAAACCAGAACCAAUAUAACAACUAGGUAUACUUUCUCUCAUAAAAAAAUGGUUUAGAGCUAAAGUAAGAAACUAAAUAUAUAUUAAAGUAAUACAGUAGAAUCUAAAGAAAUUAGAGAUGGUCUGUGCUGACAUAUACAAAAAUUAUUUUGCCUGUUAGAAAAAGAGGAGUCUAACAUUUCGUACAAGGCCAUUCAUCAGAGAGGGAAACAUUUGACUUCUCUUCCACACAACAAAAUAAUGUAUUCCACUUUUCAACCUAUUUGUAAAUAUGAAAUACAUAAGAGGGCAAUGAAUUAAGAGCAAGUCUUUGGCACCAGGUUGAAGUAAGCAGGGUUUCAAUUACUACUUGCUGCUUCAGUUUAUUUACAUUUCCCUCCCAGUUUCUAAAUAUGAAGGUUUAUUUAAAUCAAUAAUAAAAAUCUGGCUACCACCAUAAAAAUAAAAAUGAACCCCUUGAGAGCAGAUACUGAGUCUUCAGAUAUGAUCAUUCUAAUUUACUGAUAUUACAAAUACCUUUGACAAAGAAAUAUGUCAUUUUUCCUUCACACUAUAUUAGACACUGUUGGGAAAUAUCAUCUUCUGCCAUAGUUAUAAAGCCUAUAGUGAAGUGAAAAUGGGAAGGUGUCAAUGAAAUAUAUUUUUACUAUUUAUUCAUAAUAAUAUUGAUAUUUGAUUAUAAUAACAAUAACAAAAUAUUUUAACUAUAUUUUAAUAUUUUAAACAAAAUUCUGCAAGGAAAUUGAAAGGCAAAACAGUGAACUUUAAACUAUCAGAAACAUAUUUUUAAUGAACUUGACAUACAAUAGGGUGUUGCACGAUAUACACAGAACUGAGUAUAAUAUUGUUGAGGGUUGUUAAACAGCUAAAAGUCAAUAAAAAUGUGUUGAAACACCUACACUUCAACAGAAUUUAAGUUGUAUGAUGCCUAGGAUUGAAAUUGAAAGAGUGCUACCAUACAAUAAUGUUUUAAUUACUCUUUCUUGAUCUUCAGUCUGUUGAAGGUCAAUGAUACUGGGCUUCAAAAGCAUCUACUGUAUCUACUGAAAAAGAUUUAUAACAAACAAAUUUAGACUAACAAUCUUAGCCAUGAUAUUUUUAAAAAGAAUAGAUAGUAAACCAACAUAAACAGUAGUGAGAAAUGAAAUACUUUGCAAUGCUUAGUUUUGUUUUACUACAUUUUAAUUUCAUAUUCCACUAUGAUCAACUUUGCCUAUUGCCCUUCUGUGAUUGAUAAGACCAGAACCAAUAUAACAACUAGGUAUACUUUCUCUCAUAAAAAAUGGUUUAGAGCUAAAGUAAUACAUAGAAUCAAUAGUCAAAAAUGAAAAUAGGCCAAAAACUUAAAAUUGAGAGAGGUAAAAACUUAAAUUUCUAUAAAGGAGCUUGCUGAACAUGCAUAUAUAUAUAUAUAUUGUAGUAAAUGCCCGUCGAGAUAGAAGUGUCAUAAAAGAAACAACACCUUUUCUAAUGUUUAUUUUUUUAUUCAUUGUGUAAGAAAUAAGCUUACUUUAAAAGAUGGACUAAGAAUGUUACCAAUGUAGUUUAUUAUCUACAAAAUAGUGGAAUAUUAGGAAAUGGUCAGUGACUCGCAAAUUGAAAAUGUUUGCAAAAUAGAAUGAUACUCUUCUUUAUGUGGGAGGAAAGAAGUUUGACAGAUUUUUCUUCUUUAUCACAACAAACUGACAUAUUUCACUUUAUUCACAAAAUGUGAAUAUUAAGUUAGUAUGAGUUACUAAUUUUUAGCUAAUUAAACUGUAGUGAAGGAAAUUAAACUCACACCAAGCCAAGUUCAUAAGUCGGUUCUAACUCUCUGUUAAAGCUAAUUUCCUCCAUUUGCAUUAUUAAUCUAUUUUGGUCUUCAAUACAUUUUUCCUGUAAAACUCCUCUUUCUCCUCAUCAAUAAAUGUACCUCAGUAACAAAUCAAUGAGCAUUCAAAGGCUAACAAAUUGUUUCAUGUUAUCAAGGAAACAAAUUCAGUUCAUCGCUUCCAAUUUUCUUUCAUUCAGAAGUACACAAGAUUGAUAGAAUUCUAUUUCAUGACUACUUAUUAUUAUUAUUAUUAUUAUUAUUAUUAUUAAUAAUAAUAAUAAUAAUAAUAAUAAUAAUAAUAAUAAUAAUAAUAAUGGCUUCAAAUUUUAGCACAAGGCCAGCAAUUUUAAGGGUGGGAGUAAGUCAAUUACAUCACUCCCAAUGUGAAACAGGUACUUAUUUUAUUGACUCCGAAAGGAUGAAAGACAAAGUUGACUUCAGCAGAAUUUGAGCUCAGAUGAACAAAAUGCCACUAAACUUUUUGCUGGUGCACUAAUGAGUCUGUCAGCUCACUGCCUUAUCAAUAAUAAUACUAAUAUUUUUUCAAAUUUUGGCACAAGGUCAGAAAAUUUAUAUCAUCAUCCCCAGUGGUCAUCAGGUACUUAAUUUGUUGACCCUGAAAGCAUUUGACUUCAGCAGCAUUUGAACUCAGAGUGCUAAGCAUUUUAUCCAGUGUGAUAACAAUUCUACCAGUUUGCCACCUUACUACUACAACUACUACUACUACUACUACUACUACUACUACUAAUAAUAAUAAUAAUAAUAAUAAUAAUAAUAAUAAUAAUAAUAAUAAUGAUGAUGAUGAUGAUGAUGAUGAUGAUGAUGAUGAUGAUGAUGAUGAUGAUGAUGAUGAUGAUAAUAAUAAUAAUAAUAAAUAAUAAUAAUAAUAAUAAAGUGCCAGGAGAUCAACAUAGCAUCAUGAAAGAAAGAGAAAAAGUUGAUAAAUAUGGAAACCUGAGAAUUGAGAUCGCUAAGAUGUGGCAGCUACGAGAGUCAAACAUAAAGGUUAUCCCUAUUGUCAGCAGAGCAUUGGGUUCAAUACCACCCAAUCUGAAAAAACAUCUGAAAACCUUAGAAAUACUCUACAAUCUAGAUGUAUUGCAAAAGUCGGCAUUACUUAGAACUGCAUGCAUAUUGCAUGAGGUCCUUGUUGUGACUUGACAAACAGUACAAACCCCUGGUAGACACAAUAUCUUCAAUCAACAACCUCACAAUAUUGUAUACUGUGCAACGUCUAUAAUAAUAAUAGUAAUAAUAAUGGUUUUAAAUUUUAAUAUAAGGUCAGCAAUUUCAUUGAGGGACUAAGUUGAUUACAUUGAUCCCCAGUGUCCAACUGGUACUUACUGCCAACCUCAGCAGAAUUUGAACUCAAAAUGUCACUAAGCAUUCUGCUCAGUAUGCCUCUAAGCAUUCUGCUCAGUAUGCCUCCAAGCAUUCUGCUCAGCAUGCUAACAAUUUUACCAGCUCGCCACCUUAUUACUACUAAUAAUAUUUUUUAUCUACCACAUGGACAACAGAUAAGGAGAUAUUAUAUGGACAUAUUACAAAAACUGGGUUUUAGUUUGAAAUUGAAUGAGAAAAAUGAAAGCGAAAGCUAUGAGAAUGUCAGUUUUUGUUUUUGCUUUGCACGUUUUUAUAAUCUUUUUUUAAAUAGAAGUAUCAUUUAUGUUUGUUGAAACAUUUAAUAUCCUUCACUUACAAUGUCAAUAUCUGGUGAAAAAAAUUCCAUUUUACCCUAUGAGUGCCAAUUACAGUGUGGAAGGUUUAGAAGAAAUUAAGAGUUUAUUUGCUAGAAACAUGACAUAAGUCAGUCUAGCAAUCCACUGCUCAACAGUAUGAUAAUACUAAUAAUAGAAAUAGCCCUUUUCAGCUAUUGAACUCACUUCAACAUAAAUUAAAGAAUGUGGUCGUUUAGGAACCUAAUUUAAUUUUGAAAUAUAUUUUUAUUACUAUUUUUUAUUCACUUUAAAUCUAAGUACUAUGCAGUACACACAUUUAAUGUUUUUUUUGUUUUGUUUUGUUUGUUUUUGUUUUUUCACUGUGGGCCUUUGUCUUUCAAGUUGAAAUGGAUUUUCUUAAAAGCUUAUUACUCCUUUGCAACUUAUUAAAGAAAUUGUGCAAUGUCCUUGGCAAUCUGUUACCCCAGCUAUUAAGUAACUUGAUUACAAUUUAAAAGAAGAGUGAAAUGUUUAUAACUGUACUAACUUAUUAAUUUGAGAUAGAGAGAAAGAUUUUGAUCUGUUCAAGUAUUUUUAAUUUUCUUUUUUUUUUUUACUUAAAAAAAUAAUGAUCUUUAAUGACUUUUUCAAAGAUUCAGUUUUCUAACUAAAUUAUUCAAUAUAUUUUUAAAUCUUUCUCAAACAAAAAAAGAAAAAUCAUUUUUUGAAAAUUUCUGCAUGCCAAACAACCUUAUCUAAUAAACAAAGUAGCAAGUGCAUUUCUUCCACAAGAAAAAUAACAAACACUUAAACCUUUGUUUGGUAAAUUGUGUCUUAUGGAAUUCAUGAAUACAGUGAAUUUAUAUAAUAUUUCUUGCUUGUAAUAAAGUUUUCACAAUGAUAAUGUUUCAGUUCAAAUACUAUGUUGCUGAAUAUAAUGUCACUAGAAGCAAUGUGUGUGUGACCAGGAUGAGAUGCUUCUAAGUACCUUUGUUAUUUUUUCUCUUGAACUAAUUGUACUAAAAUUCACUCAGUUUAACUUUCAUGAAUAACCUUUUUAAAAACAAAUUAUUAACAAUUUUCUAUGAAUACCUAUGCAAAAAUGGAAAUUAAAUUGUCUUCAUCCACAUCUGUUUAAGUAAUCUACAUCUACUUGUUUUUCUUGUAUGUAACUUUCUAAAAGUCCUACAAAACCAACUGAAAGCAAAUCUGGGAAGCUGUUAUAAUAAUAUUGUCUUUAUUAAACAUAUCAUUUGGAUCCAGCAUAUAUACAAAAGUUACAAGUUUAACCAAAGUGUGUCAUUUUACCUAGCUAAAACAAGUUUUCAUCUUUUUUUUUUUUUCACUACCAAUUAUUAUAUGGUAAUUACACAAUUAACAGCUUGUGAAAAUUUCUCUAUUUUUAUUUUUAAAUUCCACUGGCAUUUUUAUAUGAAAUUUUAAUGUUAUAAUUGUUUAAAAUCUCAUAUUCAAGCAGAUCUAGGUGAAUAUGUUGAGGUAUUCAUGUAGAUUCACACAAGGUGCUCAUUUAUCACUCAGAAAAAUCUAACUAAGCAUAACGUGUUUCAAAUAAAUUAAAUUUUGUAAUUUAAUUUAUUUAAAUUAAUAACUAAGCAUGUUAUACUUAGUUAUUACUAAGCAUAAUGUGUUUUAAAAACUAAGCAUAACGUGUUUUAAAAAAUUAAUCUAAUUAAAUUUUGUAAUUUAAUUUAUUUAAAUUAAUAGCAUUAAAUUUAAUUUAAAAUGAAGAAUAAAACUUUGAAUUUUUAUGACUGACAACUUUAGAAAGGAAUACAUGAAGAUAAUUAGAAUUUAAUUAAGUGAUAUUCCCUGUAAUAAUUGUAUUGCUAACUAAAGUGGUACAGGUGCCUCUAAGUGGCACUGUUUAGCUAGCAGGUAUUUGUUCCUAGGGAGUGCAACACAAACUCAGGGACUAAGCUCCUUAUUUUCUACUUCAAAAAGUAAUCAUGAAAACAAAGUGAAUUCAGAAUUGAUUGCAAUAAAGAACUGCCUACAACAAUC